AUGGCCAGCUCCUCGACAAGCUCGAUGGCAGCGGCAGCGCUUCUACGGCGGCAGCUCAAGCAGAUGCAGACGGACAAGGACAUACCCGGGAUCUCAGUCGGGCUCGUCAAUGACAGCAACAUCUUUGAGUGGGAAGUCAUGUUGAUGAUCAGCGACGAGUGCAAAUACUAUGGCGGGGGCAACUUCCGCGCAUACGUCACCUUCCCGCCAACAUAUCCCCUCAUGCCGCCCAAGAUGACCUUCCAGUCGCCGGUGCCGUUCCACCCCAACAUCUACCCAAACGGCGAGCUCUGCAUCAGCAUCCUGCACCCGCCCGGGGAGGACAAGUACGGCUACGAGUCGGCGAGCGAGCGCUGGAGCCCCGUGCAGUCGCCCGAGUCGAUCCUGCUUAGCGUCAUUAGCCUAUUCGAGGACCCAAACGACGAGAGCCCCGCCAACGUCGAGGCCGCGCGCCUGCUGCGCGAAGAGCGCGAGGGGAAGAGCAAGGACUACCGCAGGCAAUGUCGCAAGUGCGUGCGGGAAAGUUUAGGGGAAGACUGA
Molecule: messenger RNA, 540 nt
Organism: Lasiosphaeria miniovina
Lineage: Eukaryota; Fungi; Ascomycota; Sordariomycetes; Sordariales; Lasiosphaeriaceae
Product: ubiquitin-conjugating enzyme/RWD-like protein
Exons: 2
Coding region: 1-540 (179 amino acids)
Biological process (GO): ubiquitin-dependent protein catabolic process; protein polyubiquitination
Molecular function (GO): ubiquitin conjugating enzyme activity
Source: RefSeq, a predicted model, not a curated record